UUGAUUGCUGAACAAUGUGCAGGUGAAUCAGUUGUGGUUGAGUAUUUAUACCUCAUUAUUGAGUUCUAGGAGUUUUAUCGAGAUCAGGUUGGCAAUCUUUUGCCGUUUCAGGCUUGGAAAACAGAAGGUUGUGCCGUCAGUCGUGUAAAGCUUAAAGAUAGCAAGUGCACAACUUGAGCAAUUGAAUGAGUUUGGACUUUGGAGUCUAUUCAAGUAGCAUUUGUCGAGAAACUCAGACCUUGCAUAGCACGGCCUGCAGAAUUCUUCUGGCAAUCGCGCUCUUCCUGCAUGCAACUGAGGUGAGUCGUGCAUUCUGUGAGUUGAGUUUAUAUCUUCUCAGCAGCAACAACAAACUCGAAACUUUGCUUUGGAUACGCAUCGCUAGCUGCAGGAGGAGGUGGGGGAGGAUACACUACUGCCCGACCAGCAAAGUUGUGCUCGGCAAUGCUGGUCGUGCAUUUCUUUCCGCUGGGCCGGGUUGGGACCCAGGUGCAGCCGCUAGGGCCCGGUGGUAGAUCAACUUGAUGCUUCAACGAUGGCAGCAGGAGGUCUUGGCCCCUCCUCAGCCAUUGCUCUUGUUCUUCAUCAAGAACUCGAGUGGCUUCGUAUGGUUUUAUGGUGAGAAAGGCUACUACUAUAGUAACCAAGAUUGCUUUUUUGGACAUCAUCUUGUUUCUGAAAGCGGCAAAAACUUUAAUAUUUUUGGGUUCAGAUUAAACAAUGUUGCAAAUAAAAAUGGAACGGUGAAUGUAGAGGUUUAAGGUUGUGUGCGUAUAUAUAAUGCAUGAGAAUAAUGAUGAUCA
Molecule: messenger RNA, 803 nt
Organism: Salvia miltiorrhiza (redroot sage)
Lineage: Eukaryota; Viridiplantae; Streptophyta; Magnoliopsida; Lamiales; Lamiaceae
Exons: 2
Coding region: 186-515 (109 amino acids)
Source: RefSeq, a predicted model, not a curated record